GAGUCACCAAACUCUCCGAAGCCAAGACGAACGGGAUCGAUGUGGCUAAGGAUGAACCCGGCAGCACAGACACGAUCUUGGACAAUCAUUCCAGCACUAGGCUCUACUUUCGGAGAUGGCCGAUGCUGCUCUUGUUCUGUCUGUAUUCCUUCAGCAACGCCUUUCAGUGGAUCCACCUGAACAUCAUCGCAGAUGUUAUUCUUAAGUACUACAAUGAAAGUUUACCCGCUGAAGAAUAUCAGCGGAACACAGCCGUCGACUGGUUGUCCAUUGUCUACAUGCUGGCCUACAUCCCACUGAUACUGCCCGCCACCUGGCUCCUGGACAAGAAGGGGCUGCGACUCUGUUGUGUAGUGGGGUCACUGCUGAACGCCUUGGGAGCUUGGCUCAAGUGUGCUAGCGUGUCUCCAAACAGAUUUGCUUUGCUGAUGUUUGCCCAAACCAUCUGUGCCAUUUCUCAAAUCUGGGUACUGGGAAUCCCCGCUCGACUGGCUGCCGUCUGGUUUGGACCUAACGAGGUAUCUACAGCUACAUCCUUGGGUGUGUUCGGCAAUCAGGUAGGAGUGGCGGUUGGGUUUGUGCUGCCACCAGUUAUCGUCCCUGACUCCAACAGCAGUCACGUGGUUGGCGAAGAGUUGUCCAACAUGGCGUAUGGAAACGCUGUAUUCGCAACAGUCAUGUCUUUUUUAAUCAUUAUAUUUUUCCAAGACAAACCAAAACAGCCACCCAGUCUAGCACAGCAACAUGCAAUCAAAGCAGCAGCCAGUGAGAAUUACCUGCAAUCCCUCUACAGACUUUUCUCAAACUUUGGAUUCGUGAUGCUCACGGUUGCUUAUGGAAUCAACACGGGCUCCUACUAUGCUAUAUCAACUCUGCUCAACGCAAUUAUUUUGUAUUACUUUCCGGGUGAAAGAGACAAUGCCGGAAGAAUAGGGCUGGUCAUUGUUCUCACUGGUAUCAUAGGUUCCGUGUUAGCAGGUGUGUGGCUGGACAAAACCAAAACUUUCAAAGCAACAACUGCAGUAAUUUACGUGUUAUCGGUUGCUGGGAUGGUUGCCUUCACCUUCACCCUUGACCUCCACAAAAUCUGGGUUGUCUUUCUGACAUCCGGUGUCCUGGGGUUUUUCAUGACAGGCUACCUUCCUGUGGGUUUUGAGUUUGCUGCUGAGAUCACUUUUCCGGAGUCUGAGGGCACGUCAUCGGGGCUGUUAAACGCUAGUGCCACAAUCUUCGGUAUAAUCUUUACUCUGGGCAUGAGAGCAAUGCUGGACUCUAUAUCUGCCCUCAGUGCCAACAUAACUCUCUGUGCUUUUCUCUUCGCCGGCGGAAUUUUGACAGCUGCCAUUAAACCAGACUACAGAAGACAAGAAGCUGGGGCGCUGCACGAAGACAAGACACCAGCUAAUAGACAAAACCUUUCCUGA
This is a messenger RNA of Candidula unifasciata, 1424 nucleotides long. NCBI's taxonomy places the organism in Eukaryota, Metazoa, Mollusca, Gastropoda, Stylommatophora, Geomitridae. The record is from the annotation of a GenBank genome assembly.